CACACACGCCAUAAUGUAAAUUGCUUCUAGAUUUGGCGUUUGAGUUAAAAUUUUGCAUUUAGAUGCUAUUAAAAUCACUUUUUACCUUAAAUUAAGGCAUUUAAAAUGUCUUCAGUUAAUGUUGGUAAGGGCUAAAUCAAUAAUUAUGACCCAUCAACUAUAAAACCUUGCCAUUUAGACAAAUUAGGUUUGACCAAAAGAAUCGAAGCCAUUUCGUUUCCUACGUUCGAACGUUUCAGACCUAAUUUCCUUUGUAAAUCGAACUGAUUAAAUAGCUAAAUAAAGUAUGAUGUAUUGUGAAAAAUAUUGUUUCGUGGUGAUGGUUAAUGUGUUCGCCAUAGUUGAAGUGCUCGCUUGAUCCACGGAGUCAUUGCUGCUGUUGUUGUUAAUACCUUGCAAUGGCUCAAUACUAUCAAAUAGUCGGGCAAGGGCAUUCACUGACUCUUGAAGAUCUGCAAAGAUAUAAUUUAAUAUGUCCUGAUGGCAUUAUAGUCAACCAGGAUGACCAACAGUAUGCACAACAGCAGGUGAUUGUUCAACAAGCGGAACAGCCUAGUGACAUUAUAGUAAAUGACAGUGUCCAACCUCAAUUAGUUGUUGGUGAUGGACUUCAAUAUCAACAGCAAUAUAUCAUCCGUCAUGAACCACCACAAUCAGCACCACCGCCUCCACUUCACACUGACUUCCAACAACAACAACAGCAGCAACAACAACAGCAGCAGCAACAACAACAACAUCAACAACAACAGCCUCUGCAUAGACAACAGGUUUACUACACCUCUGAGGCACAGGUUGUGUUGCAACAAGCUCAGCAGAUCAUUGAUGCAUCUCUGAUGCAACAGUCAUCUACACAGCGUCCCCAACAUCUGCAACAGGUGAGUUCAGCACACGUAUUGUCACAGCCCACUGUGAUACACCCCGCGCAGCAGCCACCGCCGCAGCCUCCACCUUCGCCUGCAGCUGCUCAACAUGGACCCCCACAAACACCACCUCAACCACAACAGCAGUUGUCCCGCGCUUCACCCCAACUUAUGCAGCAUUUACAACAACAGCAGCAAAUCCAUUUGCAACAACUACAACAGCAGCAACAGCAGCAGCAGCAACUUCAACAUCAGCUACAACAACAGCAGCAGCACCAACAGCACAUGCAGUCCCAACAGAUACAGCCUCAGCAAAUUCAACAAAUUGUAAUGCACGCUGCGUAUGUCAAUCAAGCUGGAACGCCUACACGACAAACGCCACCGAGGUUACUGAAUCCAGGACUGAACAGUACCGGAGGCGUGGCGUUGGUUCGUACGGCCGCGCGCCCGGUGCGACCUCGCAGACCGGCCUUGAGAUCGCCAAUGCCUACGCCGCCUUUAGUGCAGCAACGACUCCUAAACCCUCAACAUCAACAGGCUGCUGUAGGCAACACACAGGUGGGUAGCGGGCGCGGCUUGGUAGUAGCCGGAUCGGUGGCGGGUAUCGUGAGCGGCGCCGGGCGGGGGCUGAGUGUGGGCGCAGCGGCGGCGGGCGCGGGGCGUGGCAUUCGCCCGCCGCGGCCAGGCUCACCGCGCGUGCUCAACCCGCACGCCGCGCACGCGCAGCACCGCCCGCCAAGACCGCGCACGCCACAACUCGCACAGCAACAACAGCAGCAGCAGCAUCAACAACAACAUUCACUUACGCAGCACGUCCUCAACCACCCACAGCAGGUGCAGCAACUUAAUCAACUGAAACUCACCACACAACAGCAACACAUUUUGUUGAACCAACAAAAUCAACCCCACACCCAGCAAUCUACACGUAUAAUUACCCCACAAGGAACUAUUGUGACCCAAACACUGAGUCCAGCGGCCCCACAUACUGUACAACAAGCAAACCAAAACAACGGUGCUGUACCCCAACCUGUCCUAAACGCAACACCACAGCGAGCCUCGCCCCUUCUCCAGCAAAUUCAGCAACAAGUCAAAAAGGUUGCUGUCCAACCAAACAAUGCCAAUGAUAUGGAUGAUCUCGAAGAAAGUAUAAAGGCUGCGAUCGUGCAAAAAAACGCCCCUAUUGUUAACGAAAACAUCACACCCCCUCAACAAUUUCAAUCGGGCCCCCCACCAUUGAGACCAGUUCAUUCUGGAGGGUUAACUCCGGGCCCACAUAACUCACAGCAACACCAAAUAAACUACGCCCCCCAACAAUUUCAACAACAACAGCAACAGAUCACUUUCGAACAUGCUCAUGUACAGCAGCAACAACACCAACAGCAGCAACAACAUCAACAGCAGCAGCAACCAAUUCAACUCCAGCAACAGCAACCACAGCAACACCUACAGCAACAGCAACCACAACAACAGCUGCAGCAGACACAACCAAUGAUUAGUCAAUUAUUAUUAGAAUCAGACAAUCCAGAAGAGGAAAGACAAUUUAUAACAUUGUCUACCGGACAAAGGAUUUCAGUUGCAGAAUACAAACGGAUUCAUCACUCACGAUUGUCAUCACAACAACAACUUCAACAGCAGCAGCAGCAGCAACAACAACUGCAGAGGGAGAGUGGUCGUCAAACAUUGUUGAGAAGUAAGGAACAACAGAGACCUGUGCAAAGAGUGCCUCCGAUGCAAACACAGCCGCAAUCCAAUAAUCCAGCAGUAAACUGUGAAUCAAUGAGUGGACCUUCUGAGCAAACUGCUGAGUCACAAUCUGCAAAAAUGUUGAUUUUCCUACAAAAUGGAGAACAGAGACUUAUUACCUUCACACUGCCUAAAGAAAGUUGCACAUUACAAGAAGUUCUGGAACAGUGUCAUGUACCUUUUACGGAAGAUACUCACAUACAAUGUAUGCAAAACAGUAAUAGUGAAAUAGAUUACUUUGUAUCUGUAGGGUCAACUACUAGAAUAGAAGAGAUGCUAGAAAAUCACCCUAUGUUAGUUGGGGAUAUAAGUAGUAGAAGCUCCCCUAAUGUAUUGUCACAACCUCAGAGUAGUGAAAUGUCUACUCCAGAAAAGGGACCAUGCCCUGAUAAUGUAAAUAAUAGCCCCGAAUCUCCGGAACAAAGAUCGCCGCCACCACGCUAUGUGGACGGAAUGUUGGCAGUCUGCAAGUCUUGCGGCUAUACGGGUUAUGACUUCAGCCGCUGUCAGAGAUGUAAACGAGUAUUUACAGAGGAACCUAAAAGUAUACCAAUAGCUAGUAAGAAAGUAGAACAAAAGAAAAAAGAACCAGAAAAACCAUUAUUAGAAAAACAGAUCUCUUGUGGCGACGGUAUAAAACUAAAUUUAUUGAAGUCUACAGUGAAAACACUAACCAGCAAAGCUGUUGUACAAGAAAAAAAGCCAGCCAGAGUUAGGAAGCCGAGAGGAAAGCAACCAGACCCUGAACCGGUUAUAUUAACCUUGAGCUCAGAUGAGGAGGACUCAAACAGUUCUAUGAUUAGUAACCAGCAUGAACAAUCAAUAAAUAAUAAGGAACCUUCACUCAGUGAAAUUGAAAGUGGGACACCAGACAGCGGCAUUGGAAUGGAUCAUAUGGACGAUGAGAUCAGAGAAGAGAUUUCUCAGAGUUUACAAGGUAUUGAAGCCUACCUCAACUGUCGGACUAUAAGAAUAGGUUCAUACAGAUAUACACCAAAAGAGAAGGUGCAUAUAUCAAUGCGAGGUAUAAAGAUUGUUGCACCAUCAUUAAAGAAUGAAUCCAGGGAUGUGGCUCUUCAAAUACCAUUGAAGGAAAUUGUUAGAAUAUUAGUUCAUUUUGGCAAAGGACUGCCAGUGGUAUUUUUGUACACAAUGAGUAAAUGUGGUGUACAUGUAAGAAAAGCCUUAGAUAUGGUGGAUGAAUCAGGUUUUUACUACAAUCCUAUGUCAAAAGAGGACCCUUACAAAAGGAUAACAUUGUUACCUGAAGGAAUGACAGAAGAUGCAAAGUUGGCUUUCAAAACAUUAUUUGGUAAAGUUAUGGAUGAAUUGAGUAACAGAGAGGCAAAUGAGAUCCUAGUUAGGACUUGUCCAAAGGAGAGUAAUAACGUCUCAAAAUUGACCACUAGAUCCAUGACCACUGCUGCUGCUUCAGGAGCUAAAUGUUCUAACCCUGCUGAAAUACGUCAGAUUUUAAUAUAUCCACCAGGGAAAGGAGGUAUACCAAUUAAUACUGAAGAUUAUAUGUGUCUAGCUCAGGAUCAGUUCUUGAACGAUGUCAUUAUAGAUUUUUAUUUGAAAUAUUUAGUUCACGAUAUUUUAACACACAGUCAGAGAGAAAAGACUCAUAUUUUUAGCACAUUUUUUUAUAAAAGGCUAACAACCAAACCCAGCAAAGUGAACAAAAGUUCAAAUCCACACGAAUGGGACAGUAAUUUAACACCAGCUCAAAAACGACAUGCCAGAGUGAAAACUUGGACGAAGAAUGUUAAUAUAUUUGAGAAAGACUUUAUUGUAGUUCCUAUAAAUGAAAAUUGUCACUGGUUUGUGGCAAUAAUUUGUUAUCCCAGCUUAGAGGGAUGUAGAAGUAUGAUUGACAACAGGACAGUUGUCCCACAGCUGAUUAAAAGGAGAGAACGCAGGUCGUCAAUGCAAAUAGGCAGCACAACAAUCACCCCGUUAACUAAACAGGAACAGCUGACGUUAAGUUGUGACUCUGACAAUCUUAGUGAAAGGGACGAGGCUGAAGCUGAGGAGAGUGAUUUGGAUAUGCAAUGUGAUACAGAUGAUGAGGAACAAGAAAAACCUCCACCUGAGAAAAAGCCAGAAGUGCCAGUCAUUAGAAAAAAUGAACCAAUUAAACAACCUUGUAUAUUAAUCUUUGACUCAUUGGCUGGUGCCUCCAGAUCAAGAGUAGUAGCAACAUUACGUGACUAUUUGACUUGUGAAUAUCAGACUAAGAUCUCCAAAAGCAAAGUAUUUAACAAAGACAACAUUAAAGGCAGUUGCCCAAAAAUUCCACAGCAAAAUAAUUUUACUGAUUGUGGAUUAUAUCUUUUACAAUAUGUAGAACAGUUUUUUAAGGAUCCAGUAAUGGACUAUUCCUUGCCCAUAAAGCAACUGUCAAAUUGGUUUGAUGAAAUAGUUGUAACAAGAAAACGGGAAGAAAUAUCAAACUUGCUGAAAUCUUUAAUGCACAAACUUAAUCCAGAUUCGCAUUUAGCUUUGCCAGACAUCACAUUCCCAACAUUAAAUGGUACUUUAAUAGAAACAGAAGAACAGGAUGAUGGAUCAGACGGUGAUAAGGGUUCUACAAGUUUAUGCAAAGUUCAAAAAUGUGAAGGGAAGGAAAUUGAAGGUCAAACCAUUACAUUUUUGAAACAAACAACUGGUGAAAUAUUAGUGAAACGUAAUUUUGGUGACUCUGAUACUAUUCACCUCAGAAAAUCAAUACGAAUUUCUAGUGACAAUGAAAAUAAUAGGUCUUUGGUGCAAAUAAAACAGAACAGUGAAAACCAAAUAAUUUAUAAGCUGCACCCUAGUGAUUUGGUUAAAGACAUUCAGAAUACUUUAAUAGUAAAUAAGAGUAAAACUUUAAGUGAUAAAAAGUAUGGUGUACAUAAUCAAAAUGUAUCCAGUGUGAACUGUGUACGACAAAAUGUUAGUGAAAAUGAUAGUAAUUCCUUUCUCAAAGGAAGACGGAUAAAUAAACUAGAGGAUGUGGUCACAGAAUCAAGUAAAAAGUUUAAAAGAAAUGAAUGUUAAAACAGCGCCUGUCCAUAUAUUAUCCAAUAAAUUAUUUUAACUUUAAAAAUUGUAUAGUUAUUUAGAGUAACUGUAAAUAUUAAUUAAUGCUAUUUACAUGUAUUUAAUACUAUGUAUCUAUCUUGUUUUUUUAAGAUAAUGUAAAAAAAACUAAGGCAGUGUAUUAUAUAAUAGCUUCCAUAAAUACAAAAUGAUAGUAAGUUGAAUAACUACCUAUGUGAUUUUCUUGUUUUAUUACUAGACAUUUUCUAUUUUAAAUAUAAGGACCUAGACAAAUAAAAUUACAUGAAAUCUUC
Molecule: messenger RNA, 5944 nt
Organism: Bicyclus anynana (squinting bush brown)
Lineage: Eukaryota; Metazoa; Arthropoda; Insecta; Lepidoptera; Nymphalidae
Exons: 29
Coding region: 399-5648 (1749 amino acids)
Biological process (GO): protein desumoylation
Cellular component (GO): nucleus; cytoplasm
Molecular function (GO): SUMO-specific endopeptidase activity
Source: RefSeq, a predicted model, not a curated record